AUGUUGAUGGGGAACUGCUUUCUGCUGUUCCUCUGGUGUAUCUUGGACAAAGGCUUUGUGGCUCCCCUACAUUCUCCAUCCCAUAGCAGGAUGGGGAAGGACCACCAUAAGAACACGGGGGGCCUUAGGAGACAUGGUAUACCUGGGGUUCAGAGGGUCAAGAGGGGCUGGGUGUGGAACCAGUUCUUCGUUCUGGAAGAAUACAUGGGAUCUGAACCUCAGUAUGUGGGAAAGCUUCACUCGGAUCUGGAUAAAGGGGACAGUAUGGUGAAAUACACUCUCUCAGGAGAAGGCGCAGGUUCAAUUUUCACCAUUGAGCCCACCACAGGGGACAUCCACGCCUUAAGGAGCCUGGAUAGGGAGGAGAAGUCUUAUUACACGCUCCGGGCCCAGGCUGUAGACAUACUUACGGGCAGACCUUUAGAACCAGAGUCCGAAUUCAUCAUUAAGGUCCAGGACAUCAACGACAACGAGCCAAAAUUUCUGGAGGGCCCAUACAAGGCCUCUGUGCCUGAGAUGUCACCUAUAGGUACUUAUGUGACGCAAGUGACCGCUACAGAUGCCGACGACCCUACCUAUGGAAACAGCGCUAGGAUCGUGUACAGCAUUCUGCAUGGGCAGCCAUACUUUUCCGUGGAUGCCAAAACAGGAGUUGUCAGGACUGCCCUACCUAACAUGGACCGGGAGGUCAAGGAGAUGUACCAGGUCCUCAUCCAGGCCAAGGACAUGGGGGGCCAGCUGGGGGGUUUGGCUGGAACUACCAUCAUCAAUAUCACCCUCACUGAUGUCAACGACAACCCACCUAGGUUUUCCAAAAGUAUCUUUCACCUGCGUGUUCCGGAGUCUUCACCAGUGGGGUCAGCAGUGGGGAGCAUCAAAGCCCAUGAUUUAGAUUCCGGAAAGAAUGCUGAAGUCGAGUACAGUAUUGUUCCAGGAGACGGAGGCUCCAUGUUUGACAUCCACUCUAGCGAACAUACUCAGGAGGGAGUGGUGGUACUGAAAAAGGGUUUGGAUUACGAGAGCAGAAAGACGUAUUCUUUUAAAGUGGAGGCAUUAAAUGCUCAUCUGGAUCCACGCUACCUCCACCUGGGCCCCUACAAGGACACAGCCACUGUUAAAGUCAGCGUGCUGGACGUGGAUGAGCCGCCCGUCUUCAGCAGACCCUCAUACACCAUGGAGGUUUAUGAGGACACGCCAGUGGGCAUUGUCAUAGGAGCAGUGACAGCCCAGGACCUGGACGCAGGCAACAGCCCCAUCAGAUAUUCUAUUGAGUGGCUGAGGGACUCUGAAAAUUACUUUGAGAUCGAUCCUGUCGAAGGAACAAUAUCAACCAGUGAGCCGUUGGACAGGGAAGGUGUCGCCCAGCAUAACAUUUCUGUUGUUGCAACUAAAGUUAACAACCCCCUCCUGUUCAGUACAGUCACUGUCAUAGUCAACGUGCUGGAUGUCAACGAGUUUCCUCCAGAACCUGCCUUUCCAUAUGAGUCAUUUGUUUGUGAAAAUGCAAAAGUAGGACAGUUGAUUCAAAUAAUCAGUGCCACAGACAAAGACUUACCUGCUGUAGGACAAAAAUUCUACUUCAAAUCCCCCAGGGACAUCCGAAACCGGAACUUCACUGUCAGAGACUUCGGAAAUAACACAGCCGGUAUCGUGACCAGACGGGCUGGGUUUUCGCGGCGUGUGCACAAUCUGUACUCGGUUCCGGUGGUCGUGGAGGACAGCGGUUACCCGAUCAGGAGUAGCACAGGAACACUUGGGGUCCGGGUGUGUGCCUGCGACCCGGAUGGCACUCUCCUGUCCUGCAGUGCACAGGUGGACUUCUUAUCUGUGGGUCUCAGCACCGGAGCCUUAAUUGCUAUUCUGCUGUGUGUGAUCAUACUCCUAGUGAUCGUGGUGCUGUACACGGGUCUGAAACGACACAAGAAGAAGGACGCUCUAAUGUCGUCCAAGGAGGACGUCCGCGACAACGUGAUUCACUACGACGACGAGGGGGGAGGGGAGGAGGACACGGAGGCGUUCGACAUGGGGACGCUGCGGAACCCCAAAGCCAUGAAAGAGACGGCGUUCCACAGGGACGCGCAGCCCGAGGAUCGUCCCAGGACGCGGACGGUCGAGUCGGCCGAGGACGACGAGGACAUCAGGGCUUACAUUAACCAGAAGCUGCACGAGAACCACAUCAGCACCUCGGCGCCUCCCUACGACUCCCUGGCCACGUACGCCUACGAGGGAGAAGGGUCAGUAGCAGAGUCCCUCAGCUCCAUAGAGUCCUGGCCCUUGGGUCCAGAGGAGGACUACAGGAGUAUGACUGAAUGGGGUCUUCACUUUAAAACUCUAGCAGGAAUCUUUGCAGAGCAAAAGACUCAGGCAUCAGAGGACACAGAAAAUAAACAGUAA
Messenger RNA from Chanos chanos (milkfish), 2394 nucleotides. RefSeq names its product cadherin 12a (gene cdh12a). Lineage: Eukaryota; Metazoa; Chordata; Actinopteri; Gonorynchiformes; Chanidae. Bases 1 to 2394 code for a protein of 797 amino acids. Gene Ontology annotation, biological process: cell-cell junction assembly; cell migration; cell-cell adhesion mediated by cadherin. Gene Ontology annotation, molecular function: calcium ion binding; cadherin binding; beta-catenin binding. Gene Ontology annotation, cellular component: adherens junction; plasma membrane; catenin complex. The record is from RefSeq and is a predicted model, not a curated record. The transcript is spliced from 11 exons.